Messenger RNA from Colletotrichum spaethianum, 2136 nucleotides. RefSeq lists its product as uncharacterized. Lineage: Eukaryota; Fungi; Ascomycota; Sordariomycetes; Glomerellales; Glomerellaceae. The transcript has 2 exons. Gene Ontology annotation, molecular function: chromatin DNA binding. Gene Ontology annotation, cellular component: nucleus. The record is from RefSeq and is a predicted model, not a curated record. Bases 1 to 2136 code for a protein of 711 amino acids.
AUGACGCUUCCUUCGCGGCGCCAGCGCAGUACCCCUUUUCUCCAGAGGAAUAUCUUGCAAGGCAUGGGUAACACCCAGUCGUCGGCCCAGAAAGCCGCUGCUUCCGGAGAUGUUCCCAACGGCCACAACGACGGCCGCCCGGCCAAGCGCCGUUGCUUUGACGCCGAUCAUCAACUCGCAGAUCAGAUCUUCCAAGCUCGAGACGUCGGCGACCUGCAGCGCAAUCUACGCGUCCAAGUCAACAGGAUCUUUCACAAGGCCUCCAAGAGAGUCUCCGCCGCCCCUUCCGAUGAUGUCGUGAACCUCAAAGCACGAUGCAAGGUCUCCCUUUCUCAUGUUACCAACGCUGGCGAUGUCUUGUUGUACUGUAACAGUCAACUCUGCGACAUCAGAUCUUUCAAGGAUCCCGGCGGACCAUACCGCAUGGCGCGCAUCGGCCUGCCGCGCCCCUUCUACAUCCCUGAAGACAGCAUGCGCAUUAACCGCGAUGACGAUGGCUCUUUCGACCUUGCUGAUUCCUAUCGCCUCUGCGUUGAGCUGGAAGCCGCUGGCCCGACGUACUGGCCGCCCAUCACCAUCAGUCCUCCCGGCGACGAUUCCGCUUCUUCCCGGCAGACAGACACCAUACACUGGGUACUCACCGCCGCCUCGUCUGACUUGUUCUCAAGGCGGCGGGCGUUGCUGAACCUCAAGGUCAAGAAGACUCCGCAACUGCUCGCACCAACAGACCACGUCAUUGACGUCGACGCUUCGUGGGCCACUGCCUUCGAGGCAGGUCAGAUUCGGGCCGUGGAAACAGGCGUCGAGCCCUCCAUUACCGUGUCUGGGACCUUUGUGCCGCAAGAUCCCUUGGCCAACGAUAGCAUUAUUGAGCCGCCGUACGAGAGUCCUCCCGGAACCCCAGUCAAAGCUCUAAGGAACGGCUUUGUCAACGGAGACGCUCAUGGUGAUGAAGACGCCGAGGAAGAACUGACUCCCAACCGGUCACUUCGUGUACGCGGUACCACCAAGAACUACAAUCUGAAAGUCCUCAGUGAUAAGGCUCAAGGAAGGAACAAGAAACGCAAGAAACGCGGCACCGCAAACAAUGUCGAGGAAGGCAGUGUCACUUACUACCUGCCCAGCGAGAAGGUCUGCCUGGAUUCCUUCCGUUGCAUCACGUGUGGCAUGCCGCAUGGCUCUCUUCCCCAGCUCCACGCCCAUCUUAUAAGCAUACAUGAUGAGUAUGAGUAUCGCCCGCAGUCCCGUGCGAAGGCGGCAGAGUUUGAGGUCGCUCAUCGUUACGAAACGUAUUCAUUCGGCCCUGAGCCGUUUGCUCUGCGCCGACCCACCAAGGCAUUCGAUUUGGACCAGUUCGCCGAAGGGAACUUGACAUAUGUGACUUCACGCUUCGGGACUGAAGACAAGAGCACUCCAGGAGCUCAAUCGCAGGGCCGGGCUAGCAGACAACCAACAAGCAAGCCCGCACAGGUUUGUUCUAUCCCUGAAUACUCUCCAAGAUACACUGCUGACAUGGCGCAGACACGUUCCAAACUCCUUAUUCCGGAUAUCGGGCAGACACUGUAUGACCCGAUUACCAGGGCUGAGUUACAACCAGGCACUGAAUACAGAAAGCCAGCAGCCAGUGACGAAUGGCUCAUCCAGUGGCAUCGGGACGCCCUGGCAGACUUCUCAGAUGUCCCGCCCGAUGAGAGGGAGUACAUGCAGGAAUGGGACAAGUUUAUGCUCACGAAGCGCAUUUCGUCGGACAUUUACUUCCCUCCUGCCUGGCUGAGCUUCGUCAAGAUCAAGUCGGACUGGUUGCUGUCUUCAAAUUCUCGCAUGCUGGAGUUUGGGAAGCAUCUCACAUACCUUUUGGCUAGGGGCAGUCUCGAUCAUGAUACCGUCGAGGAGGCUCUCACGCACAUUUCCGCUUGCAGGGCGAAGCUUGGCAUGGAAAACGGCGAAAACCCAGCACCGGCACCCAAGGGGUCGCCGCAGGGGCCGCAUAUUCGGAAGAGCGCCGGUGGUUGCCAGAGCUGCGCCAAGCGUCUCUAUCACUCGGACUGCAUCAGCGAGAACGCAAAGAUGAACGUCGAGGAGCCGGACUGGGUCUGCGACGAGUGUCUCAACAUACCGACCGCAGAGCGGAACUAG